UAUAUUUUGUUAGAGGUUAUAAAAUUUCCCGCCAUCUGCGUAAACGUGAGUAAAACAGAAAGUUCUUCUCCAAAGAAUACAAGUAUGCCUGGAGUGGAAGACUGGACAGACAAUCCGCUGGAUGUUAUUCAGAAUCUAGUUGACCAACAUGGAAUAUCAGACAACACGGCCAUCAGAGACUACUUUGGUAAACGAUUGCAGCACAAGAAGGCAUUGGCCAUGAUUCCAUCUUUAAACAAUGUUGCCCUCCACAACUUGAGGCCCAACAGCCUCGUGAAGUACCGAUGUAUGAUACAGGACAUGUUCGACCCUGAGUUUUACCUCGGAGCUUACGAGGUCACCGACAUGAAGUCAAAACAAACCCAGAUGUUGUCAGGGAAAUACAAGGACAUUGCAGAUGCACGGACCCACCAGGAGGUUAACAUCGAGUCAGGCAGGAAUGUGACGAUGGACAGACAGACGUUGUAUUGUGUUCCUGUGCCAGGAGAAUCGGACUGGGUCAAGGCAGGUUAUGCCAGCCAAAAUGUGCAAACACCUGGAGCCUCCACCUCUAACCCCCAUGGCAGGUCAAAGAGAGGUCGUGACGAGGAUAGGGAUCAAGGUGUAGCGGAUGUUAGUGAUCAACCAAUGAAUGACAUCGAUGCAAAUGAGGCUGGAGCAGCUAAUGGGGGCGUUGCCCCUAGUGAUACUGAGCCGAAGAGGAAUAGAACGGCGCCAUCUGCUGGUGCUGCUCAGUCAUCCUCAGUGGAUCUCAACUAUCCCCUCCCCGGGGAAACAGGCCUGGCUUGUCUUGUGAAGAUCUAUGAUGAUAUUGAUAGUUUCAAAGUCAACGACAGUGUUGAGUUUAUUGGCAUCCUGUCUGUGGAUCCAUCUAUGGCCCAGUUCAACGUCAAACCGGAAGGAAUGGAGGAAGUCCACCCUGAGUUUGAGACGGAGGCUGAGAGAAACGCCCACGCACCACCACCAUCUCUCGUCCCCCGACUCCACGCUAUCCUGUCCCGGAAACUGGCCCACAACAACCCCCACCUGCCCCCAGUCAUCACAGACCCCGACUUUGUACAGGCCCUGACCACUGUACAGUCCGAAAUAUCCAGAAUCAGGUCCGAGCUUCUCUCUAUCUUGGAACAUGCUGUCUUCGGAGACUCCCUCAGUGCUGAGUAUCUGCUGUGUCAUCUCAUCUCCAGUGUUUACAACCGGGCGGACAUGAUGCCCCUGGGGAAGAUGAGCCUGAACAUCAGUGGGUGCCCCGCCCCCUCCCGCGACUACAGUCAGCUGGUGCAUUGUCUCGUGUCAGGGCUCGUCACGCAGUCACAUCUGUUUCCACUGACGAUCGAGAACAUGAACCAGCUGAAACUGUCUCCGGCCAAAGACUACAGCGCUAACCGACUGCGUAGCGGACUGCUGCAGCUGAGUGAUGCCACACAGCUGAUUGUGGACGAGACGAUGUUGCAGCCAGGCCAGCUCAACCCGGAUGGUCUGAAGAACAUCACAGCGCUGGGCAACCUGAUCAAAUGGGCGAAGGUUGAGUACGACUUCAACUACCACACGCAGGAGUUCCCGACCAAUGUCAACGUGUUGGUGCUGUCGGAGGGCGAGUCUCUGUUACCAAAAGACUGCCACACAAAGCUGGAGAAGCGCCAGAAUCCGGAUGACCUGAGGUCGUACUUCAGUCAACUUGAUGCAAGGCUGACGGAUGAGUUGCUGGGCAAGCUACGAGUCUACUUCACUCUCACCAAGCAGCUGGAGUACUCCAUCUCUGACGACUUACAGAAGCUCAUCCAGGAUGACUUCGUGACGACAAGGAAGGAUAACCCCAAGUGCAUGACAGUUGACAACUUCCACAGUCUGCUGAGUCUAGUCAGGUUGUUGACCUUGAGUCACUGCCAGACCUGUCCGACCCUUGACCUGUGGACGAGAGCCAAGCAGCUGGAGACGGAGAGGAGACAGCGGGUUGGACCCCCGCGGACAACACCAGUGUAAGACCAGCGUCCAUGGUGCAGUGUUGUUGUCAAAGACUUGUCUGUGGGGCUUCCAGGACAGAGCAGCUACCGAGGAUCCCUUGGAGGGGCAGACACCAGGAGUUGAUGCAGCUCAUUUCACAACAGUGGAUAUAUGCAGUAUAUCAUGAUCUUUCAGUGGUAUUUUGAAACUUAACUAAAGAUAACAUGGAUGAUCAUAUUGUAGCGAUAUUUUGAUGUUGAUUCAAACAUUGUUAUCAAACAUCACCCAUGUUAGCUCGAUCAUAUUCUGUUUGUUAUGUCUUGUGUGAGCGUACGGAGGAAGUGUGGAUUCGAGGUCUUUUGUUUGUGAACAACAUCCUGCUUUGUCAAAUACAUCAUUGUAAUGACCCACCACCAACAUAUAACACAUAUGCACAUGUGGCAGAUAUGUUGCCCUUAUUAUUCGUUUGUUGUUUAAAGCCGCAUGCAGCAAUAUUCCACGUAUAUGACAGCGGUCUGUAAAUAAUCGAGUCUGCACCAGACAAUCCAGUGAUUGACAUCAUGAGCAUCA
This is a messenger RNA of Haliotis rufescens (red abalone), 2511 nucleotides long. Its product is annotated as mini-chromosome maintenance complex-binding protein-like. The record is from RefSeq and is a predicted model, not a curated record. Gene Ontology annotation, molecular function: chromatin binding. The transcript has 15 exons. The coding region runs from base 85 to 1980 and encodes 631 amino acids. Gene Ontology annotation, biological process: DNA-templated DNA replication. Lineage: Eukaryota; Metazoa; Mollusca; Gastropoda; Lepetellida; Haliotidae.